This is a messenger RNA of Ceratitis capitata (Mediterranean fruit fly), 1366 nucleotides long. Its product is annotated as peritrophin-48-like. NCBI's taxonomy places the organism in Eukaryota, Metazoa, Arthropoda, Insecta, Diptera, Tephritidae. Bases 137 to 1300 code for a protein of 387 amino acids. Gene Ontology annotation, molecular function: chitin binding. The transcript has 3 exons. Gene Ontology annotation, cellular component: extracellular region. The record is from RefSeq and is a predicted model, not a curated record.
UCUAAUCACAAAACCAGCAGGCUCAAGUUAAGUUAGCUGACACUAUAAAAGCCAAGCACUGGCACAAUUGGCUAUUAGUAAAUUAAAUUUCUUGAAAAACUUAGCACAAAGAGUAUCAAGAAGAAGAGAUUUGAAAAUGUUAGCUAAGCAAUUUAUCGCUGGCUACCUACUUCUGGUGCUAGUUAACACGAUUUCCGCGGAAUACGACGUGGAUGGCGUAUGUACGUUGAUUAAGGAUGGCGGCUUAAUUGGUAGCAUUGAAUCUUGUCAGAAAUAUUAUAGUUGCAACAAAGGCAAGGCAACGGCCUAUGUAUGCCCAGACGGCACUAGAUUCAGCAAGAAUUUGGAAAAAUGCGUAAGUGAGAGCAGCGUUGACUGCUACAUCGGCGCAGCGGGAGUCUGCACUGGUCGAAGUGCGGCGUUCAUUUCGAAGCCAGGCACCUGCAACGGCUGGAUCUACUGUAAGAACGAAAAGCAGGUCGGCAGCGGUAGUUGUGGUAGCAAUUUAAUUUUUCAAAAUGGUGAAUGCCGAUAUGGCGAGUGUACCGUGGAUAGUAGUAAUUUGAAUACAAACUUUACAUCGAUCUGCCAGGUUAUGCCGAACAACAAAUACUUUGGCAGCACAAAGGAGUGCAGUAAAUGGCAAAUUUGCAGGAAUGAAAAGCUGGUCGGAGGCUUUUGCAAGAAUGGUUUAGUUUAUAAUGUUAAUUUGGCUUCUUGUACCUACGCAAGUUCAAGCUCUUGCUCUCAAGUAUCUGGCAUAACCGUACAACCCGAUGCUGAAGUAUACGGAAGUUGUAAUAAUGUUAACACUAAGAAACCAUCAAAUAUAUGCAGUGACUACUUGAAAUGUGAAAAUAAUCUAUGGAAACGGUAUUCGUGCAAUAGAGGUUAUUACUUCGAUAUUACAACGAGCUCAUGUGUAGCCCGCAUCUCGGCUAUAACAACUGAUUGUGAUCGCUGUCUGUUCUCGACAAAGGAAUUUGUGAACGCUGUCGAUGAGGAAUGCCGCAAAUAUUUGGUAUGCCAAAAUGGUAUCAAAAAGACGUUCAAUUACUGUGCUACCGGGUACUACUUUGAUGAGAUCGCUGGAGGUUGUGUUAAAUCCACAGACACUGUGAGCAAGGCAUCUAAUGGGGCUUGCCAAGCAGCUACUUCUAGCGAUACAAGCUCUUCUGCUGAUAGUGACUCUAGCGAUACAAGCUCUUCUGCCGAUAGUGACUCUAGCGAUACAAGCUCUUCUGAUAACAGUGAUUCCAGCACUGAUGAAAGCGCUUCUGACGAUACUAGCGAAAAGUGAAGCCCAAAUAGUUCUAGGACUAGCUCCAAAUCUCUUCAAGCAGCAUUUUGAAUGAAUGUACUAUAA